Girardinichthys multiradiatus is the source of this 2434-nucleotide messenger RNA. It is a transcript of the gene lgi3, whose product is annotated as leucine-rich repeat LGI family, member 3. Gene Ontology annotation, biological process: regulation of exocytosis. Gene Ontology annotation, cellular component: synaptic vesicle. Bases 250 to 1896 code for a protein of 548 amino acids. The record is from RefSeq and is a predicted model, not a curated record. Gene Ontology annotation, molecular function: protein binding. The transcript has 9 exons. Lineage: Eukaryota; Metazoa; Chordata; Actinopteri; Cyprinodontiformes; Goodeidae.
CACAAUCAGAACCAGGGAACCUGCAAAUCACGCACACCCACUGAGGAGAUACUGAAGAACCCUUCCUCCCCCUCUUCACUCCCUUCCUCUCCCUCUCACACUGUCUCUCAGAGCUCUGCGCUCAGUUUUACCAGAACUGCGCUGCACGUAGAUAGGCUUUGUGUCGCUACUCACCCAGCCUGCUGCCUCUGAGGAGGAACAUCAAGAAGCUCACGCACUCAGUCGCCGUUUCAUUUCUUUUCCACCGGGAUGCUGGAGCUCGGACCGAGAUGGACGAGGCUGAUCUUUAUGUUGGUUUUGUGUCUGUGUCUCUACCUGCCGGGGGAAUCGUAUACCAGGAGAGCCCCAAAGGUACCUCGCUGUCCUGCAAGCUGCUCCUGCACCAAAGACAGUGCUUUCUGCGUGGACACUAAGACCAUCCCCAAGAGCUUCCCCCCUGGAAUCAUCUCUCUGACGAUGGUGAACGCAGCCUUCACAAUGAUCCCAGAGGGAGCUUUCUCGCACUUUCACCUGCUGCAGUUCCUGCUGUUGAACUCCAACACAUUCACGAAGAUUGCUGACGAUGCUUUUGCUGGUCUGUCUCACCUGCAGUACUUAUUCAUUGAGAACAAUGACAUCCAGGACCUGUCCAAGUAUACCUUCAGAGGAAUCAAAUCUCUCACUCAUCUAUCCCUCUCCAAUAACAACCUGCAGCAGCUGCCUAGAGAUCUCUUCAAACAUCUAGACAUCCUCACAGAUUUAGACUUGCGUGGGAACUCGUUCCGCUGCGACUGUAAGAUCAAGUGGCUGGUCGACUGGAUGGAGAAGACCAACACUUCGGUUCCAGCCAUCUACUGUGCCAGCCCCUUUGAAUUUCAGGGUCGCAGAAUCCGUGAUCUCACCCCACGGGAUUUCAACUGUAUCACAGCAGACUUUGCUGUAUAUGAAACCUUCCCUUUCCACUCUGUGUCAGUGGAGUCCUAUGAGUUCAGUGGAGAUCAGUUUGUUGCCUUUGCUCAACCUGAUUCAGGAUUCUGUACCCUGUAUAUAUGGGAUCAUGUUGAGAUGAUCUUCAGAACAUUUCAUAAUAUCACCUCUCGCUCGGCUGUGUACUGCAAACCUGUGGUGAUAAGCAACACUCUUUACAUGGUUGUGGCUCAACUUUUUGGAGGAUCUCACAUAUACAAGUGGGAGGAGGGCCCACAGCGCUUUAUAAAGAUCCAAGACAUUGACACCAAUCGGGUGAGGAAACCCAACUUUGUGGACACCUUCCUGCUAGACGGAGAGUGGUAUUUUGUUGUGGCAGACAGCUCCAAGGCGGGUUCCACCAGCAUCUAUCGUUGGAACAACAACGGGUUCUACUCCCAUCAGUCCCUCCAUCCCUGGCACCGGGACACUCAUGUGGAGUUCAUUGAUGUUGGGGGGAAGCCUCAUCUCAUCCUAUCCAGCGCCUCUCAGCCACCAGUGAUUUACCAGUGGGACCGAAGCCAGAAGCAGUUUGCUUUCCAUUCCAUAAUUAAAGAGCCUGCAGACGUGCAGAUGGUAAAGCACUUCUGGGUAAGGAAAGUCCUCUACCUCUGCCUCACGCGCUUCAUUGGUGACUCUAAGAUCUUGCGGUGGGAGGGACAGCGGUUCAUGGAGAUCCAGACUCUGCCCUCUCGGGGGUCGAUGGUGGUGUAUCCCUUCAUCGUGGGCCCUCGCCAGUACCUCAUCCUGGGAAGCGAUUUCUCCUUCUCCAGAGUGUACCUGUGGGACGACCUCACUCAGCGCUUCCAACCCUUCCAGGAGCUCAACAUGAGGGCCCCAAGGGGAUUCAGCUUGGUAUCGGUCAACAACAAGGACAUUCUGCUGGCCGCCAGCUUCAAAGGCAACACCCUCGCCUACCAGCACCUGGUGGUGGAUCUCAGCGCCAAAUGAGCAACAAAGGUGUUCACCUUCUAAUUAAAAAAUGUGCCAAUAAGACUGCAAAAAUGUUGAAGCCAUGUAACUGAAAAUCUGCUGUUUCCUCCGAGGUCUUGAGUAAACCAACUAAUUGUUUAUGAAUUUUUGCGCUAUUACUUAAAAGCUAAUGGAAAUAAUGUGUUAGUCAAUAUUAGAGUUGUGGAACUGUUGAAUCACUGUUCUGUUCAAAGAAAUUUUAAAUAGAGCAUUACUGUUUUUAUUCGAUUUUGUUGUAUUUAACUAAUAUCUAAAUAACAUGCAUGUACAUAUCAGAAUUAUAUGAAUUAUUAUACUGGAUAUUGAAUGAAGAAAACUAUACACGUUUUGUACAAUGGUGAACUUAAGAUCAUUUUGCUGUAUAUAAAACAAGCUUAACCUAAACACACUUACAGCUCUUAUCCUUAUUUGUAUAAUCAACAUUAAUCUGUUUUUGGACUAAAUGAAAUAAAAUAAAUUUAUUGACAUCAUUCAUUGUAAUCCAAAUAGCUCACAAUAAAACAAGAUGUUUGCUAGA